Messenger RNA from Striga asiatica, 717 nucleotides. The record is from the annotation of a GenBank genome assembly. NCBI's taxonomy places the organism in Eukaryota, Viridiplantae, Streptophyta, Magnoliopsida, Lamiales, Orobanchaceae.
AUGAGAGAAUCGCCUCGAUGUACUAAGAUUAAGCUGGGUAAUCAACAUCUUAACGUUGUUUACCAGUAUGAAAAGCUGGUAAGCCUGUGUUUUUAUUGUGGUUUGGUGGGGCACUUGGAGAGGGACUGUAAAACUAGAUUGAGGCAUAUUGAGGAAGGGACGGUGGCGGAAGGUCAGUUCGGAGAUUGGAUGAAAGCAGUGGAGCUAGGGAGAAAUAUGGGAUCAUCUCCACCUUCACAACCAUCACAUACUUCAAAUGGCCACAGUAAUUCUCAAAAGCAAGGAGAACCAUCUUCAGCAACAAAAUACCAGGCAGAGAAUGGGAUGGGAGAAGGGUGUGAGUGGAAUGUUGCAUUAAUACCUAGGGAAGGCAGUAUGGGAAGAGGGGAGGAGAUGGAGGAUGUCCAAACUAGUGAGAAGGUUGGUGGAAGCAGAAGAAGUGUGGUGGUGGAGGAUAGAGGCAGUGUUAAGAUGCAUGGUAAGGAGGUGGUCAGGGAGUUAGAAGAGGGUGAGCAGGGGUGUGUUUCAGCUAAGAAACAAGAGGGGAAUGUCAAAACUCAAAGUGGGGCUCAGAAUGUCCCUGUGUGGAGGAGGAAGGGACAUGCCAAAGAGAGACUCAAUAGAACUGAUAGUCCAAUGGAGAUUGUUCCAGUUCAGGGGAAUGUCCACCGGCGGUGUGGCACUCCAUGUUUCUUUUUCUUCAUCUGUUUGGGUUGA